Eutrema salsugineum is the source of this 1767-nucleotide messenger RNA. RefSeq lists its product as uncharacterized. The coding region runs from base 1 to 1767 and encodes 588 amino acids. Lineage: Eukaryota; Viridiplantae; Streptophyta; Magnoliopsida; Brassicales; Brassicaceae. The transcript has a single exon. The record is from RefSeq and is a predicted model, not a curated record.
AUGGCGGCACAGAUCGCCGAGCUCAGUCAAGCACGGACUCCCCUUCGAGUUCGGAACAUCAUUGACGACCUCAAUACUGAUGGCGACCCAGCCGGAACCAUGCGAUCCACUGCUGUCGGAUCAGCAAACGCUCCAGCACCACCAGAUCUAAGUCAUGAUGCCGAGUUCAAAGCAAUGAAGGCACAACUUCACGAGAUCACUUCGAAAAUUCACCAAGCAACGAGCGCAGCCCCGGAGAUCGAGCGCGUCAUUCAGGAAACACAAAAGACACCCUUUACACCGCGCAUAGCGGGAACACCUGUCAAACACAUGGAGAAACUCAAGAUCAAGAUCUACGAAGGCAAUACCGAUCCCCGGCAUUUUUUGACAUCGUUUGGAAUCUGCAUGAAUCGAUACCAGUUCAAGUAUGCCGAAGAGAGGGACGCGGUCCAGUGCCAGCUGUUUGUCGAGAGCCUAGGAGGAAUAGCUCUCGACUGGUUCUCACGACUCAAGGCGAACUCAAUAAAUAACUACAAAGAACUGACGACGGCCUUUGUUAAACAUUUCUCGAUGUUCAACGGACAGAACACCAAGAACUCCGCGCUGUGGCAGAUAGCCCAAGGAGCAAGCGAGAGCCUCCGUGACUUCAUCCAACGCUUUAAGACGAUCGUCGCCAACUGCACGAUCAGCGACGAAGCUGCUCUCUUAUGUCUCCAGAAAGGAGCUCGAAUAAAAACAAGCUUCCGGAGCGCGAUCACACACAACCCCCCGCAGACCUUGGAGGAAGCAUUACACCGAACUAAUACUUACAUCGCCGAAGAAGAAGAAGAGGCAGCCUAUGAGCAGAACUAUUCGGCAAAGCAAGCCGAACGUCCAAAGGCCGCCACUAAUGAACCACAAUCAGGCUAUAGCAGAGGGUAUGAGAAUCGCAAGAAGUUCUACGCUAAUGCCAUCCAGCAACCGACCAAACAGUGGAGUAAUAAGUGGGUCCGCAGUGAAGAAGAUCAAGACGAGUCGUUGAUCUGCGAAUUCCAUAACCGUAAAGGACAUAGCACCAAAGACUACAGACAUCUACGGGAAUACCUGCUCGCGCAGUAUCGAAAAGGACAAAUCUCGCUCGACGAUCUCCGUCAUUCAACCGCUCAAAGAAGCAAGUCACCUCGACCGAAUAACAUACCACCCGAGAACGCCAUCGCCAAAGAUCCACCAGCUCCACCAGCUUUACCAGCUCUACCGCCACCUCCACCGAAUCAACCUGGUUUACCCGAGCAACCGAAACGCAACCGUGACGACCGUGCGCCAGAAAACCACACUCCCAAAGCAAGGAAGCGCGUCAAUAUGAUUAUGGGAGCUAUAGAAGCCUGCAGCUAUUCGGUUCGGGCCAUCAAGGAAUACAGUAGACAGGCCGCCACCGCGCCUAAACUCCUGCACGAUCCGCCGAAUAGAACCCCUUUGAUAUUCACCGAAGCCGACACAAUCGGGUUGCACAAACCACACAAUGACGCCCUCGUCGUCGAACUUCUUCUCGACGAUGUCGAAGUUAGUCGUAUUCUUAUCGAUACAGGCAGCUCGGUUAACAUUAUCUUCAAAGACGCGCUUGAUCAGCUCGAUAUACCAUUAGACAAAAUUGAGCCCUUUAUCGAACCACUCACGGGGUUCGAUGGCGAACGCUGCAUGACGGUCGGCACAGUCAAAAUCCUGAUCUACCUCGCUAGAGUUGCGAAGAUCAUCCAGUUCCUCAUCCUUGACAAACCAGCGAUCUACAACGCUAUUCUCGGCACACCGUGA